Messenger RNA from Oppiella nova, 1494 nucleotides. The record is from the annotation of a GenBank genome assembly. NCBI's taxonomy places the organism in Eukaryota, Metazoa, Arthropoda, Arachnida, Sarcoptiformes, Oppiidae.
AAGACAUCACUAGUGGUCUCACAGACGACCCCUUCCUCUGAGUCUUCGCUUGAGUUCAGCAAAGACUCUUUCGAUCGAUUCGGUGAUGAUUUGUGUCGACUAUUACUGUCUUAUCUGCCAUUUGAAGAGCACUUCCGAAGGGAAUGUCUGUCCAAACAGUUCCAGAGAUGUCUUCACAUCAGUCUCGAUGUCCUCACUAUCACUGACACACUGUUUGCCAAAAUACUCGCAAAAUCGGGAUCUAUUGGAACCGAUGUAUUGACAGCACUGCUGCAGAAGUGUCCCAACAUUGACGCCAUUGAUUGCUAUCCCAUAUCAACGAGUCGUGAAUCGCAUGUCACUCGACCACUGUUGUCGGCCAUCGAUGGUCUGUCCGAUGAUUACUGUCGACGUCUCACACGAAUUGACUUAUGUUUAAAUGAUUUCGACGAUUCUAUCACUAAUUGGGUUCAAAGGUUUGCACCAAAACUCCACAAACUCGCAGUCCAUCCCUUAAACUCCCAGUGCCUCCAGUAUUGCCAUCAUUUGCGUCACCUAUCGGUUCAGUCAUUGAUUGAGGUCUUCACUCCAGACAAUCGACUAUUGGCUCAGAAGUUGGUCUCAAUUAGGUUCGUAAUAACGGAUGACUUCUCUAAUGAUAUGUUCACCACAUUUGUGGCGAACAAUAAGUCAUUGAAAAGUCUUUGCGUGAGCUGUUGGACCACACCAUCGAUGCCGGUAUUCCGUGAAUUGAUGGCACAAAUGGCGGGAUUACCACAACUUCGGGAACUGACACUUGUAUUCUUGUCCGACCCCCUGAUCCAACACUCUCUGUACGACUCGUUGCGUAUAAUCGGCACUAAUUGUCGGCAUUUGAGACGAUUUUCACUGAAUUUGAUGUCCAACGCAUCGAAACUGAACGUCGAUGCCAUGAAUGCCAUGAAAUUUAUGCCACGAAUACAUCGACUGAAUUUGACGUUAAUGUUGACACGCGAUGCGGAAGUGGUCACCGAUUGUCAUAUGCUUGACGCCAUCAAUGACUGCAAACGAUUGACUCAUUUAUGGCUCACUUUGUGGGGAAUACACCACACACUAUUGGCCGGCAUUGAGACUAAUCACCGGAAACUACAGGUUUUCUGCAUUCAUACCACGGAUGAAGACACCAAAUACAAUGAAUCGGAUUUCAAGGGAUUUGUGAUGAGAAAUCUCGAAGUCUGUGAUGACAUGAGUGGAGACAAUGCGCUCACCAAUGGAUCAGUUGUUUCGGUGUUGGACUCAAUGGACAGCAAUAGUGGCGCUGAAGACGUGAAUGGCUUACGACUGGACUCACAGACGACCCCAUCCUCUGAGUCUUCACUUGAGUUCAGCUUUUCAAAGACUCUUUCGAUCGAUUCGGUGAUGAUUUGUGUCGACUAUUACUGUCUUAUCUGCCAUUUGAAGAGCACUUCCGAAGGGAAUGUCUGUCCAAACAGUUCCAGAGAUGUCUUCACAUCAGUCUCAAUGUCCUCACUAUAA